CGGCCACCCUUCCCUGUCUCUCUCUCUCUCCCCCACCCUCCGCUCCUCCCCCUCUCCUCCCAACCCCACCCCCGCGCAGCCUUCCCCCACCGUGCGUGCCCGGCACGUGCUCCCUCCUCCACCCUAUCUCCGGCCGCCGCCAGACCGCGAGACGCGACCUCCGGACGCGAAAGGCGCGGCCUUUCCAUUUGGGUUUGUUCUUGUAAAGGAAGGUUCUUUGGUCUUUCCGGGAGGUGUUCGGCGCGGAGGGGGGCAUGGACCACGGCGGCGGAGGCGGGGGAGGGGGUGGCGCGCCGUCGAGCAGCAACAGCGGUGGGGCGAGCGCUGGUGGCACGAGCGGUGCCCGUGGCGGCGCGGGGGGCGACCACCACCCGCAACACCCGUUCUACUACGCCGGCACGGCGGCGUCCAACUCCGUGCCGCAGCAGCAGCCGUCGCCGUUCGCGGGCGCGCUCGCCAUCACCCCUGUCCCCGCCGACCAAGCCCAGCCGUCGUCGGCUGCUGGCGACAAGAAGGCGCUCGUGCCGGCAGCCCCCGCGGCGGGGACCGUGGCGAAGCGGCCGUCCAAGGACCGGCACACGAAGGUGGAUGGCCGUGGCAGGCGGAUUCGGAUGCCGGCGCUGUGCGCGGCGCGGGUGUUCCAGCUGACGCGGGAGCUCGGCCACAAGUCUGACGGCGAGACCAUCGAAUGGCUGCUGCAGCAGGCGGAGCCAGCUAUCCUCGCGGCCACUGGCACCGGUACCAUCCCGGCCAACUACUCAUCCCUCAACAUCUCCAUCCGCUCCGGUGCUGCCGCCGCCGCCGCCGCCAACCCCGCCCGCGCCGCGCAGUUCCCGGCGCUCGCGCUCCACCCGCACCACCAUCAGCCGGUUCCCACGCAGCACGACAUGUCCGCCAUGAUGGGGUACCACCACCACCUCCUCCCGCCGCAGCAGGAGCAGCCGCAGGACCCUUCCUUCAUGAGGAAGCGGUACAGGGAGGACCUGUUCAAGGAGGACGAUGACCGCCAAGAUCCGAACGCGCCCAAGGCCCGCGAGCAACAGGCGACGCCGCAGCCGCCGCCGUCUACCGCAAUGUGGGCCGUGGCCCCGAACAUCGCGGCGCCCGCCGGCGGGUUCUGGAUGCUGCCCGUUUCCGCGAGCUCAGCCGCCGCGGCCCGACCGGCUGAGCAGCCCAUGUGGUCCUUCAGCGGCGGCGGCGGGAGCGGCACCGUGCAGGCGCCACUGCAGUUCAUGUCCAGGGCCGGCUACCCCGGCAGCGGCGGCGGCGAGGGCAUGUCGGACACCAACCUGGGCAUGCUCGCCGCGCUCAAUGCGUACAACCGCGGCGGCAGCGAGGACCAGCAGCAGCACCAGCAGCCCGAGGUGGACCAGCAGCGCGACGGCGACGAGGACGAGGACGGCGACGACAGCGGGGAAGCGAACCAUGGCAACAACAGCUCACAGUAAGGUCGCAAGAACAUGAUGAACUAUGAGAUCGCCACCAUGAUCGCAUCGUGCUGGUAGCAUCCACUAGGUGUUGAACGUGAGAAUUUUGCUGUCUCCUGGGGAGGAUCGCUUUGAGCUGUCACUGGAUUGGGUUAGGAGGAUUUGAUGGAGGAAAGGGUGGAAUCAAUCAUUGGAGGAUCACUAGUGUUUGUGCAAGCAAGCAUAGCAACUGAAGCAAGCCAAGCCAAGCCGAUGCAAGAGCAACACUCCUUGCUAGUUUGAUUAGCCUUGUUAUUUUUUGCAUUUACUUCUGUUUUUUUUGGAUUGUUCUAUGAGUGAUUGCGUUGUUGAGAUGGGUGUGAUGAUGAUUAGUGGCUCCAAAUUAGGAGGGCCAAGGACAGGGGUUUGAGAGGUAUCUGUAUAUACAGCUGAUCAUCUUGAUUUUUGCUUCAUUGUUAAUUCUAGUUUUUUUAGGUAAUUAGUUCUAGUUUUUCCUCGCGAAAAGAAUGUCAACUUCAUUGUUACCAUGAUCUUUUGUAGGACACAAUGUGUUGUUUUAUUCUGGUGUUUUCUGUGCCCAUGUCUUGUGCUGAUACGUUGCUGGGUCUGUUGCAAUCAUCUUGUGGUUUUA
Molecule: messenger RNA, 2058 nt
Organism: Phragmites australis (common reed)
Lineage: Eukaryota; Viridiplantae; Streptophyta; Magnoliopsida; Poales; Poaceae
Product: transcription factor PCF3-like
Exons: 1
Coding region: 255-1448 (397 amino acids)
Cellular component (GO): nucleus
Molecular function (GO): sequence-specific DNA binding; DNA-binding transcription factor activity
Source: RefSeq, a predicted model, not a curated record